AUGGCAUUAUUUUGUGAAAUCAUUAGGAAAAAAAGGAGCAAUCUCAAGAUGAGAUCAUAAAUUUUAUUAAUAAAUGCAUUUAUAUUUACUUUUGCUCUUACUAUGCUAUUGAUAGCCUAAAUUUUAAAUAUGGGAUAAUCACUAUCUAUUCUAAAUUUAUCCUCAUAAACUCUAAUGAUUAAAGAAUUGUAACAUUUAUUAAACACAGCCACAAUUCAAAUUGAAAAAUAGUUUCUAUUUUUUUAUUCCAGAAGUAACUUAUAUAGAUCAAAAUUUAGGUUAAAUUACACUAACCAAGUUGAACAUUUUAAAUUAAAUUAUUUAUACUACAGAUUAUAAAUCCUUUGCGAUAUCAUAAUUAUGCCCUUACAAUGCCUCUUUUUUUGAUCCAAAUCACUAUUAUCCCCUUUCUUGCAUAAUUUAUCAUUCUUUAAAUGAUGAUACUACAUAUAUAAAUUCAACAUAAGAUUAUUAAUUACGAAAUUUAUCGCAUUUAUUUAAUGAAAUGAUACUUUCCAUAGAUUUGACAGGAGAAUUUAUUCCAAAUGACUUAUUUAUGGUAUCUGAUAGUAAUAAAUACGAAUUUGCAUUUUAUUAUCCUCAAUGGAUCAAAUAUUAAACAUAUAAGCCUAAGAAAAGAUCAUGGUAUAAUUCACAUUUUAUGAAUCUUAAAUCAAAUCCUUUGAAUCAUACUUAAUUAUCUGAAAUAUAUAAAUAUUUCAAUGAUAGUGAUGUAUAUUCUAUGACAAUGACUUAGUCUUUCUUUAAUAAAACAAAAUAAGUUGAUGGUUUAUUUGCAGCUGAUAUUUAAUUAUAGAAUAAAUAUUUUUAAAGUAGCAACCUCAACAUGAUGAUUGUAAAUUAUGAUGGAAAAUUAAUUAUAUCAAAUUAUAAAAAUAUUCUUUUAGCAAAUUCAACUAAAUAUGAGUCAUUUGAUGAUGAAAAAACAACUGGUUUUAAUAAAUCUGAUUGGACAGCUAUUUUAAAUUUUAUUAAUUAUAAUUAAACAGUUAGCACCUGUUAAUCAUUUUCUUAUUCAUAAAGAUAACUUUGUUUAUAUAAUUCAGCUUAUUAAUAGGAUGUUUUUAUAUCUGCUAAACAAAUAAAAGGUUUAAACUAUUAUUUGAUUAUGUUUAAUAAUCUUCAAGAUUAGGCUUCUUUAUUAUAGAUGUUGAAUAAAUUAAUGGAUAGAAUUUAUUCUGAAUUCAGACAAUAAAUGGGCAUAACUGGAGUAGUUUGCUGUUUUUUUGCAAUUAUUUCAUUUCUUUUAGUUUAUUAUAUUUGUAGACCUAUGUUAAAACUGAUAAAGUUAUCUAAUAUUUAUAUUAAUUCACAUUUAGUAGGUAAAUCUCUUAAACAUUAAUAAUUAAAAAGGGUUUGGAAUAAUUAAGAAAAGUUUAAUAAUUUUAUAAAGAAUCAGGUGUUAAAUCACAAUCCUUAAAAGAAGAGCAGUAAAAUAAUAAAUUAACUUAGAUAAUUUAAUGAUUUAAUUGAUCUAGAACUAUUAAAGAUUAUUUGAUAGAAUUUUGGAUCAAUAAAAUAAAAAAAGUCAUCAAUGUUUUAUCAUUUAAUCGUUUAAUUACCCAAAAGCUCAACAUAGAGAUCUUAAUAUAUCUAAAUAAAUUGAAGAAUGUGAUUUCGAAUUUGUGGAUUCAGAUAAAUUUAAUUUGUUUUUGAUUAAUAUUUUGAAACAACUAAAAAGUCAGUUCUCAUAAUGA
Molecule: messenger RNA, 1718 nt
Organism: Paramecium sonneborni
Lineage: Eukaryota; Ciliophora; Oligohymenophorea; Peniculida; Parameciidae
Source: the annotation of a GenBank genome assembly